AUGGAGGAGGCGGGUUGCGGCGCGCAGUUCCGCGCUGCCGUUCAGGUUAUCCAGGGGCUUCCCCGGAGCGGUUCGUACCGUCCCUCCUAUGAGGAGAUGCUGCGUUUCUACAGCUACUACAAGCAGGCGACGGCGGGGUGCUGCCAAGGGCCAAGGCCUGGCUUCUGGGACCCCAUCGGCCGGUACAAGUGGGAUGCCUGGCACAGCCUGGGGAGGAUGUCCAAGGAGGAGGCGAUGGCUGCUUAUGUGGCCGAGAUGAAGAAGGUGGCCCAAAAGAUCAUUGACACGGUGCCCAUGGACGAGACGACAGAGGAGAUGUUUGGGUACUUCGAGCCACUCUAUGAGGUGAUCCAUGACAUGCCUCGGCCCCCCGAGUCCUUCUUCAAGAGGAAAGGGGGUGAGCAGGAGCGGACUACUGACCCCAGCCAGGUCGACCCAGUGAGCAGCCCGGCUCCAGAGCGCCCAGAAGACACCCUGCCCAAGGAGCAGCGGAACGGGCAGCACGUGCCAGGAGGUGGGCUGGCUCCUGCCACCGAGGCACUUGAGGGUAGCCAGGUGACCAGCGACUCCGAGGGGGACGUGUACUGCGAUACCCUGGAGCAGAUGGAGCCUGAGCAGGCUGGGCAGCCACUGGGUCUCUCCCUGAAGGGAAUCCAGGCUGGGCCUGAGCCCCCCACGCCCCACAGCGCUGGGCAGGGAGAGCGGCGAGAAGGCAGAAGACUAGAGGGGAGGAGCAGCGCUGGCCUCGCAGCCCUUGGCUCCGAGAGAGAUCUCCAGCUCACAGGGGGAGAGCAGGAUGCCGGGAGUGCCCCCGAGCUCACCCAGGGGCUGCUGGCAGAGCUGGACGCCCGCGUGGCCGGCACUGUCCGAGCCCUGCAAGACGACAUGCAGCAAGUGCUGGAGCGCCUCAGCGAGCUGGAGACGCUCACCUCUGCGCAGGGGGACGCAGCUGGGACCGACCCUGGCCAGCCGCUUGCUCCACAGGCAACAUCCCCGUGGCCCCUGACCGUGUCCCCACGCACCCUGCUCUUCCUCGUCACCUGGCCCUUCAUCACCCAGUGGCUGCUGCACCGCUGGCAGGGCAGGAAGAGGUGA
Molecule: messenger RNA, 1095 nt
Organism: Gavia stellata (red-throated loon)
Lineage: Eukaryota; Metazoa; Chordata; Aves; Gaviiformes; Gaviidae
Gene: ACBD4
Product: acyl-CoA binding domain containing 4
Exons: 10
Coding region: 1-1095 (364 amino acids)
Biological process (GO): fatty acid metabolic process
Molecular function (GO): fatty-acyl-CoA binding
Source: RefSeq, a predicted model, not a curated record